GCACCAUGGCGGCGUGGCGGCUGUGGCGCGGCUACCAGAGGCUCCUGGCCCGGCACCCCUGGAAGGUGCAGAUCCUCACGGCCGGGACCCUGGUGGGUGCCGGAGACGUGAUCUCUCAGCAGCUGGUGGAGAGGAGGGGGCUGGCCAGGCACAGCACCCGGCGGACUCUCAAGAUGACAGCUGUCGGCUUCUGCUUUGUGGGCCCAGUCAUUGGAGGCUGGUACCAGGUUCUGGAUCGUCUAGUGCCGGGCGGGACCAGGCUGGCUGCACUCCAGAAGAUGCUGCUGGAUCAGGGAGGCUUUGCCCCCUGCUUCCUUGGCUGUUUUCUGUCUGCGGUGGGAGCUCUCAACGGUUUGUCCGUGGAAGAGAACUGGAGCAAGAUAAAGCGGGACUACCCUGACGCCCUGAUCACCAACUACUACAUCUGGCCAGCGGUGCAAAUGGCAAACUUCUACUUCGUCCCCUUGAACCACAGGCUGGCCGUGGUCCAGUGCGUUGCCAUCGUCUGGAACUCCUACCUCUCCUGGAAGGCCAACCGGCAGUGAGGCAGCACAGCGUCUUGCCAGCUCCCUUUGCCCCCCGCCCCCCACCCACAGCGCACACACCUAGAGCUGGGGCCUGGGUGCCCCCUCCAGCAAGGGCCUGGCUCCUCAUCCCUCGUGGUGGCCUGGAGCUGGGCCUAUGCCCAGGCACUGAGCUGGGGCUGGACAACCACCCUUCUGCCCUGGACACUCCACCCCAGUGGGGUGGGGGCUGCAGCAGCUUUAUAAGAAAAUGCAGGUGUGUCCGUGGCAUGUUUUGGGGGCCAACGCAUCACAGUCCUUGUGUGUGUCAGUCGGAGACCCUGGGAGUCCCGGCCCACGGCCUCCGUGCGCUUCCCAGCGCUGCUGGCUUUCAGAAAGGAUUUGGCGAGCCGUGGCAGUGAGCAGCUCCCUGAAGCCUCCCUGUGAAGAGGCAGGCUACCUCUGCAUCCCUGUUGCCAGAAGAAAUGGGAGAAGUGAACCGUUGCCCCCCCAAGAGGCACCUGCAAGGCCACCAGGGAACAGGAUGCUGAGCGGCGACGUGGCCCCCACCUGGGCCUGGUGCGGCAGGGGACGCUUCCUGUGCCGUGAUCUGCUGCGUGGAAUGAAUCCAUUGUGGUCAUGAGUGGCUUCCAGGGUUGCUCUGAACGCAGGGGCCUGCUUUGCUCGUGGGGUGGCGCUGGGUCUGUGGAGCCCUGAAGCGGAAGGGACAGGAACGGUGCCUCGGCCCCAGCACGCCACGGACAGCACUGACGCAGGGCUUGAGAGCAUUUGAUGGGGGUGUAACACUCAUGGCCAUCCAAUGGCAAGUGAAAGGCAACCCUCAGUGUACACUUCAAUAAAUAGAACUCACUGGC
Messenger RNA from Elgaria multicarinata webbii, 1378 nucleotides. RefSeq names its product mitochondrial inner membrane protein MPV17 (gene MPV17). Lineage: Eukaryota; Metazoa; Chordata; Lepidosauria; Squamata; Anguidae. The transcript has 7 exons. Gene Ontology annotation, cellular component: cytoplasm; mitochondrion; membrane. The record is from RefSeq and is a predicted model, not a curated record. The coding region runs from base 6 to 545 and encodes 179 amino acids. Gene Ontology annotation, biological process: cellular response to reactive oxygen species.